This is a messenger RNA of Aspergillus steynii IBT 23096, 2117 nucleotides long. RefSeq lists its product as uncharacterized. Bases 198 to 2042 code for a protein of 614 amino acids. NCBI's taxonomy places the organism in Eukaryota, Fungi, Ascomycota, Eurotiomycetes, Eurotiales, Aspergillaceae. The transcript has 2 exons. The record is from RefSeq and is a predicted model, not a curated record.
CGAAAGGCGGAAGAAACCGAAUUUAUCGAUCCGCGCGUCGCGGCGGUCCUUUUCUUCUUGCAGAUUCAGAUUCCACCACCCAGUCUCUCUUCCCUCCCCCCAGGCAUUGAGGUAUGGACGCAGCACUUGCCCUGUUGUGUCCUGGUUGUCCGCGUCUCGGUCAUCUCUAACAAUCUCGAUCUGUGCCUCGGUGCAAAAUGUCGCGAUGGACAGUCUUGCCACAUGUGCCCUUGGCCGGUUUCCUCAACAAGUGCUACCCAAAAAACCAAAAAAAGACUAUACUUAAGUCUGAGAUCGUGAGUGAAAGGCUGUGCGAUGACAUCCUCAACCGAUUGUCGCCGCUCUUGCUCCGCAACCGCCCGGUAGACAUUCUCGAUCUCUUCCCAGGAGCUGGGCUCUGGUCUUCGAAGGUCAAUGACUUCCUGCAGCCCCGGCGACAUGUCAUGGUCGAGCCCAAUUUGAAAGCCUUCGGGAAAUUGCUGCGACCCUUGGCUGCCAGCCGCUCCUGCUAUACGCUACUAUCAGAGAAUCCUUUCGACAUGAAUGUUUUGAAUAGCAUUUUCGCAAACCACUUUCCCGAGCAAGGGACGUCGAACACGGAUCGGACAGGUUCUUUGCCGACAAACAACACAUUAUUGAUUCUCGCCAACCCUCCCACGCCCAGCUCGAAGAAGGAUCAUUUCACUCCGUCACGCUGGUGGGCAUCAUCCAUGGAACAUUGUAUGCAUAACAUCGGAUUACAUGGUUAUGGGGGCGUGCGUUUGCUUGUCUCCCUUCUGCCGUCCGAUGCGAAUCUCGUUCUUCCGCGAAACACGAUUGAGCGUAAACGGCCAGCCCUCCUGACAGAAUGUCUUGCCAGGCACGCCUUUGAGGUCGCAGCCUGUCCAGACUCCGGACAUUGGUGGAUGUUCAAGGGAAUGGAUGUGACUGAGCAGGGUGCCGCACGGGUGGCCCAAAGGGCCGCCGACCAGGGCAUGGAGACCCCGAAGGACCGAGAAUUUCCCCCUUACGAACUGGCGCCAGAGAGUCUGGACCAGGUCAAUAUGCCUUGUCCUUACGUGCCACGUCCUAUAACCGAACGCAACGUCCGCUUAGCUCACAUACUCAAGACGGAAAGUGAAUGGGUGCCGUCAACUGCAAGGGCCAGCGGGCGCCUGAUCAGGAACGAGAAGCACAGGCGCGCCAAUACUGCCUUGAACCAAGAGAACCGACAUGCGUUUAUCCGUUUGGAGAUGGCUAAGCUUCAGUCAGAAGUCGAUGCGUUGAACAGAUCGCUCUCGCGAGCAGCCGCCGACCCCCGGGCGGAUUCUACGGCCCUGCGUCCCAUCCUCGAUCAGAUCGAGGCCCUCAAGUCAGAGAUCGCUCAAUAUUACACGGAUAACCACUUCGAAAUUGUCAAGCAGGUUCCUAUCUCCGUGGACGACAGGCGCGCGCUUUUCGGCACUGGCAAUGCCGACGACGCGUGUCUUCUCUGGGACCGUCGCCCCUGCGAACCGCUUCGCAUCCACCGCGAGGAGCUUUAUCCGCUCGAGACCGACCGCGUAUUCAUCUAUUUCGAACCCGACCCCGACCCCCCAGCGUUGCGCAAGCUCAACAAACUCGACCCGUUGGCGAAACAAGACGCCAUACGUUUCUUCGACGCGCUCUCCUUCACCAUCGGCACCCGUCCCCAUCUCGCGGUGACCGACGUUUUCAACGCCAUUUUCCCCAGCCGAUCCAUCAACAGCCUCGUCAAGGCCAUCCCCAGCCUGGCCACCUUCGCGGCGAAAUCCCCCAAGCCCGACUUCGACUCCCUCCCCAAGACGGUCCUCGGCGACGCCGAAGACCCAAGCAAGCCCCUCGACCCGGCCGACUGCUACCAGGAGAACCUCGACUACGACCUCAGCGACGUGCGGGUGCGGGCCAUAUCCAUAAACACCAUUCUUGAUAUUUGCAUCGAGUACCAGAAAUCCGACCAGCAGCAUACCUUGCCGCAGUUGAAUCGGAAGCUGGGUGGCACCCUCACUUCGUUCCGGUCCGGCGAAAGCCUCGUCGAAAAUUGAACCAACAAAUACCUCGGGCCUUCCUCUUCUCUACUGCCCAUUGAUUAUACCCAUCCCGUUCCUCUUUACUUGAUA